This is a messenger RNA of Pseudophryne corroboree (corroboree frog), 2755 nucleotides long. It is a transcript of the gene MOXD1, whose product is annotated as monooxygenase DBH like 1. Lineage: Eukaryota; Metazoa; Chordata; Amphibia; Anura; Myobatrachidae. Gene Ontology annotation, cellular component: secretory granule membrane. Bases 117 to 1937 code for a protein of 606 amino acids. Gene Ontology annotation, biological process: dopamine catabolic process; norepinephrine biosynthetic process; octopamine biosynthetic process. The transcript has 12 exons. Gene Ontology annotation, molecular function: copper ion binding; dopamine beta-monooxygenase activity. The record is from RefSeq and is a predicted model, not a curated record.
AGGAGACACUGCUGGAAAAGUGUGCUGAGUGUUAAGAAGUUUGUUGAAGAAGAGGGACCAGACUGGAAGCAUUUAUCAAACUUGUCACCUUUCAGAAGACAUCACUUUAGAAGAAGAUGCUUGUAUACGUGUUCUUGCUACCUCUGUCUACUGCAGCAAUGAACUUAGAUCUGCAGACUUAUCACAGUGCUGUUCUAGAUGACCAGGGUAAAUUUAAAGUGAACUGGAUGCACCAGGAAAACACCAUUACUUUUCUGCUUCAGGUGGAGACCCUGGGCUAUGUUGGAUUUGGUUUUUCUCCCAAUGGAGCCAUGGCAUUUUCUGACAUAGUCAUUGGAGGAGUUAUAAGAGGCAAACCCUAUUUCCAGGAUUAUUUUACAGAUGGAAAGAGAGCCCUCCACAAAGACCCACAACAGAACUUUGAACUUGAAUAUGCAAUAGAAAACGGCACACACACAACGUUAAAGUUUAGCAGACCAUUUCAAACAUGUGACCUUCAUGAUAGGAAUAUAACGGAAAGUACAGUACGAGUAAUUUGGGCAUACCAUGCUAAUGACAUUGAUGGCACUGGACCAACAUACCAUGGAUCAAAUCGUGGUCAGAAGAGCUUACGCUUACUAAAUCCAAAAAAAAAUAAUUUUAUAUCUGCAGAAACGUCAUCUUUCAAUUUCACAAAUCUGGACGUUCCUAUUCCAAAUAAAGAUACUACAUACUGGUGUCAGAUGUUUAAGAUGCCAGUACUGGACAAGAAGCAUCACAUUAUUAAGGUUGAACCAUUGAUACAAAAUGGUCAUGAGAGCAUGGUACAUCAUAUAUUGGUAUAUGAGUGUAACAGAGAUGCUGGCGACACUGUCCUUGAGUAUGGACAUGAAUGUUACCAUCCCAACAUGCCUGAUGUCUUUCUUACAUGUGAAACUGUUCUUUAUGCUUGGGCGAUUGGUGGGGAGGGAUUUACAUACCCACCUCAUGUUGGCUUGUCAAUUGGCACAUCAACAGACCCAACAUACGUCCUUAUGGAAGUCCAUUUUGAUAAUCCAUCACAUCAGCAAGGUUUAAUAGAUAAUUCAGGCAUUAAACUGUAUUACACUCCCCACACAAGAAAAUAUGAUGCUGGUGUGUUAGAGGCAGGCAUUUGGGUCAGCCUAUAUCACAUGAUCCCACCAGGUAUGCCUGCAUUCAGCUCCGAAGGACACUGCACUGUGGAAUGUCUGGAAGAGGCUCUAAAUCAUGAAAAUCCAGAUGGGAUCAAUGUGUUUGCUGUUCUUCUCCAUGCUCACGAAGCAGGACAAGUUCUCCGUGCGCGUCACUUUAGGAAAGGAGAAGAGCAGGAGCUGCUUGCAUAUGAUGAGGCGUUCGACUUCAACUUUCAGGAGUUCAAGUAUCUAGAGAAAGAACGGACCAUUCUGCCUGGAGAUAAUAUAAUCACUGAAUGUCAAUACAACACACAAAGCCGAUCCACAAUGACAUGGGGUGGCCUCAGUACAAGGGAUGAAAUGUGUCUUUCCUUUUUGAUAUAUUACCCAAAAAUCAAUCUUGCCCGAUGUGAAAGCAUCCCGGAAAUAAACGAACAGCUUCAGUUCAUUGGCAUAAAGGAAAUAUAUAAACCAGUCACCUCCUGGCCCUUUAUCAUUAAGAGUCCAAAAAGAUACAACAACCUUACAUUUACAGAGGCUAUGAACACAUUUCAGUGGUCCAAGAAGAAAGGAAAUUCCUUUAAUGAACGUGUCCGGCAAAUUCCAAUAAAUGUCCGCUGUUCUAAGCAUGAAAGUGGAGAAUGGGCUGUUCAAGGCAUGUUGCUGUCACCGCCUGAAGUGAAGAAGGCGUACAGGGCAGAAGAGCUCCCAUGUCCCGCACAGUCUUCACUGUCAUCAUCUGUAAGCGCUUCCAGAGCCACGAGUCUGAUGUUAGCAAUAUGCACAGUACUACACUAUAAAUGACUAUGUAAAAUCAUCAUGCUCUGACAUUAAAAGUCAUAUUGAAAAACACAUAUAAAUGCACUAUUGGAAAUAGUUUUUUAAACAAAAUAAAAUAUUUUUAUUAAAAGUAGAUCUCAGUAAUUUUAUAUAGUACAUGCGAGGGUUCAUCAGUCAUUAUAAUGUUGUGUAAUGUUGUGUGGUCUGUAAGAUAGUUUGUUGUACCCAAUGGCUAGUCGCACUAAGGGAGGAAUUCAAUUGGACUCAAGUUUUUUCUGCAAAAAAAGCCUUGCAUCCAUUGCGCGUAGUUUUGGAUUACCACAAGUAUGCACACUCCCGAUACUUGCAGUAUUUAAAAAAUAGUUGUGGGGUGUUCAGCUCUGAUCCCAGCUGUUCCCUCCAGGAUGGAUGACACUAACGUGGUAGUGGUGGUGGAGGGGGUGGGGGGGAGGUGUCUCACACACACACUCUCACACACACACUUUUACAUUCACUGCUGCUACAAGAGUCCGGAUCCCGAAGAUGGAGGAGAAGACACUGCUUCGGUGAUUGAGUCAUUACAGACUUACUAAGCUAAUUGGAAACUUCCAAUUGCUUUAUUCGUGUUCAGAGGGGGUGCUGCAAAGGAGCCAGGGCAAGUCCCAUAACAAUCAUUGUGUCUAAUUUUCUCUCCUGCAAUUGAAUAGCAAGAUUCUGCAAGCAGGGUUUUUUAAAUCUCCAGUGCUUAAUUAAAUUCCCCUAUAUGAUUAGUUUAGUGACUAUAGAAUAAUAUGUUUUGAAUUACAGUAUAAGGCAGUGAUGAGGAACCUUGCCACUCCAGCUGUUGUUGAACUACACAACCC